Molecule: messenger RNA, 2110 nt
Organism: Scomber japonicus (chub mackerel)
Lineage: Eukaryota; Metazoa; Chordata; Actinopteri; Scombriformes; Scombridae
Gene: ube2ka
Product: ubiquitin-conjugating enzyme E2Ka (UBC1 homolog, yeast)
Exons: 7
Coding region: 253-855 (200 amino acids)
Biological process (GO): proteasome-mediated ubiquitin-dependent protein catabolic process; protein polyubiquitination
Cellular component (GO): nucleus
Molecular function (GO): protein binding; ubiquitin conjugating enzyme activity
Source: RefSeq, a predicted model, not a curated record
CAGUACCACCAUCCAUUCUGUUGUUACACAUUGGAGAUGAUAGAUACAUAUUGAGCUGUUUUGACGAGUCAUAAUAUCACAGUGAUAACCGGAACUGACGGCACUCGAGGUGAACAACAUUUGCAGCUGUUAUUUUUGAGGUUGUGUCCCCAAAAAAGAGCAGAGUUUACUGCAGGCAGGAGCAGCUAGCUAACGUUAGUCAGGUCGGACGGACGGCGGCGAGGCCCCAACCGGACGGGAACGGGGGAAACCAUGGCCAACAUCGCAGUUCAGAGGAUAAAACGGGAAUUCAAGGAGGUGCUCAAAAGUGAAGAGACGAGCAAAAACCAGAUAAAAGUGGAUCUGGUGGAUGAGAACUUCACAGAACUUAGAGGGGAGAUAGCAGGGCCACCUGACACACCGUACGAAGGGGGUAGAUAUCAACUAGAAAUUAAAAUUCCAGAGACAUAUCCUUUCAAUCCACCCAAGGUGCGGUUUAUCACAAAGAUCUGGCAUCCCAACAUCAGCUCAGUCACAGGUGCAAUAUGUCUGGACAUUCUCAAAGACCAGUGGGCAGCAGCUAUGACACUGAGGACGGUCCUCUUGUCAUUACAAGCCUUAUUGGCAGCUGCAGAACCAGAUGACCCACAGGACGCAGUGGUAGCCAAUCAGUACAAGCAGAACCCAGAGAUGUUCAAACAGACAGCGAGGCUCUGGUCUCAUGUCUAUGCAGGCGCUCCCGUUUCCAGUCCGGAGUACACACGCAAAAUAGACAAACUGUGUGCCAUGGGCUUUGAAAAAAAUGCAGUAAUAGUGGCAUUGUCGUCAAAAUCCUGGGACGUGGAGACAGCGACAGAGCUACUGCUCAGUAACUGAAUCUUGACACUCUUCAUCUUCCUCUUGAGCCCCAUCUCCCCUCCUCACACAUACACACCCUGCUCCAGAUUCCUGCUGUCUCAAGGCGUCUCUCCCCCUAUCGCACCCUCUGUUUUACAGUGGACUCCUCACCUCCACACUCACUCUUCCUCCACCCUCCCUCGUCUCUCCUCUGUGUGACACCUUUCUCCCCCGUCCCCCCUCCCCGCUCAUCACCUCUGCUGUACCACACUCCAAUCAGUUGCUCCGUGAGCUCCUAUCAAUGGUUUCUUUAAGAUCAUUCAACAUUCCACUCAGCACUACAAUCAGAAGUCCAACCACAUCACACCACCAUAUCUUGAAGCCAAUGCCAGACUUAAGACCCCCACCCACGCUCGCCAGUCUCCCAGCUUUCUCUGGCUGUGUCCAAGAAGCGGUUGUCUGCGGCUAAUCCUUGCCUAUGCAGUGCAUAUACUUUCAUAUGUGGAAACCUUUUGUAGGAGAGAGUCAAGCCAUUCAAGGAGACUCUUUUGGACCUGGUCAUGAUUUUUACACACUUCAGGCCUGUUUCCCACACUGGGAAUAAGCCCAGUCCUUGAUUUAUCACAUUUUUAAAUGCGUAUCACUACUGAAAUUUUCUCUUGCAGCAUCCAAAAUGAAAACCGUCUCUCAUUCUCUAAUCCUUGUAUAAUAAACUAUCAGUAUAAUGACUUGAACUAGAAAUUUCAGACCUCCUAUGAAUCAUUAUCUUGUGCCAUCACUGGAAUAAUUUGAGGCGCUAUAAGGUGUUCAUUCAUUUUACACUUUGAAUUUGGAAAUUCAAAUAAAACUGUGGUAAACGCCACCAGGCAGUGUUAUUCAGACGCAGAAAAGGACCAGGCUUAUUCCCUGUUCUUGAGACAGUGUUCACACAGAAAUCAUACUCGCAUUCAUGUCACAGUUUCCCCCCUUCAACUGUCUGACAAACCCAAAACUCCUGCAGCAAACCCCCAAAAUCCCACCCCCACACCUGUUCGUGACACAGCGUGCUUCGCCUGUCACUUUCACCACAUUUUAAAGAACAUUUUAUUUGGUUUUUGGCCUCCUACAGGAAUACAUUUGGAUUCUUGUUUUUAAACAGAGAAAACAAACAAAACAAAAAACAGCAGUAACACAACCUCUCACAAGUCUGGAAGGAAAUAGAACAAAACGAGUGAAAAAUAUUGCAUUAUCUAAACAACGCCAACAGAUAAAUAUGUCAAAAUGAUUCAUCUGUAAAUAAAGAUAUUAAAGUCUG